This is a messenger RNA of Stegodyphus dumicola, 1576 nucleotides long. RefSeq lists its product as uncharacterized. Lineage: Eukaryota; Metazoa; Arthropoda; Arachnida; Araneae; Eresidae. The record is from RefSeq and is a predicted model, not a curated record.
AAAAAACAGAUCUAGAAUGGCUGUGUGAAGGAAAGCGCGCAAUGUCCAUGUAACGUAAUUUAAUUGUGCAUAUAAAAUGUAAUAUAUUCUUUCUUUAUAUUUACCAAAUGCGGCAGUGUGAAUUAUUUCACCAGUGUUUGAAUUAGAAUUUCUUUCAGAACAUAAUGGAGUAAUCUCGGCCACCUGGAAGAUAGAAAAGGGAGAUUUCUUCCGUUCAUUCUCAAGAAAUUUUUCCUCAAUGAAGACUGGGAUUAAAGACGUAAGAGACGGAAGGGGUACUGCAAACACAGAAAAGCAGAAGCUCUGUAUUCCUCCACUGCCAUACAGAGACGUUCACGAGGACAAACAUAAAACUGCUUUUUCACCAAUAGAAAUAAAACCAGCUUUCCUUCUGCGCGAUUGCUACGACAAAGGGUUGAAUAAUCCUGCGUACUAUGAUCCAUCCGAAGCUCGAAAAAUUGGAAGAAUGGAGUGCCAAAGAAAGAAGUUUUCAUCCACCGGUCUCCCAGACGAAUCGAGUGGCGCGAAACUGACAAAGGUUCCAGGUCUUAACAUAUGGAGACUAGAGUUUAAAAAAUCAUGUCCAAAUGUUUCGAAGAAAUCUUCAGCAUCUUGGUAUCGUCUAGCAACAACACUGGCUAUGAUUGCUAUUCUGGCAUUGCUUGUUGGUGGUAUCGCCGUAAUAGUCCAUGCAGUUAAAGGCGGUUUGAUUUUUGGAAUCCCUUGGUUUCCCUUUGACCAUGAGAGUAAUUUACCAGGUAUAAGCCGAGUCGCUGCCCAUUUUCGAAUCAUGAACAGACACUUUGUUUCUGAAUUAUCGGAUCCAACUUCGAGUCAUCAUCUUCAGUUAGUUGCUGAACUCAGGCAUUCGCUGGACGUGAUCUUCAUGGACAGUUCUCUAGUGAAUUAUUAUAAUGCAACGGAGGACUUCGAAUUUACGAAUGGCAGCGUCGUAGUGCAUUGUGUAGUGAUUCUAAAACGACCUUUGUCUGAUGGACCCCAAAGAGUUGGUUUCACUUUCGUUCGAGCUCUGGAAGAAGGGAAAGGUAUUCUACCUCCAGGAAUGCUUUACGUAGAUGUCCAUACUGUACGAUUCACAGCUCUUAAAAAGGAAAUUGAAGACAGUUCUCUGGAAGAUUUAGAUGAGAAUGCCUUAAGACCGUGGACCGAAUGGAGUUCGUGUACUAAAAACGGCACGUGUGACGGUACUCGUAUUCGUAUUCGCAAACGUCUUUGCAAAGGGGCUCAGAAUCUUUGUGUAAAACCAUCUGAAAUAGUUGAGACGAGACCCUGCAUUUGUCCUCUUCCUAUAUCAGCUUCUAAAUUGACAACCUCGUCUCUUCUUUUGCCAGGUGAGUGGUCGGAAUGGGGAUCAUGGAGCUCCUGUUCUACUUACCAGCAACUGUGCGAUCCACAACAAAUACAACGAAGGAAGAGAAAUUGUUUGGGUCAUGGUUCAACAACAUUACCCAGUGCAGUUUGCAUCCGUAAAACUGGAGAAAGCACAACUCAAAUUAGGCAUUGCAUUUGCAAGCACAAUGAUGACAGGUUCUCAAUAUAAUUUAUUUAUUAUUAA